Messenger RNA from Kuraishia capsulata CBS 1993, 2619 nucleotides. RefSeq lists its product as uncharacterized. Bases 1 to 2619 code for a protein of 872 amino acids. Gene Ontology annotation, biological process: DNA-templated transcription; regulation of DNA-templated transcription. Gene Ontology annotation, molecular function: zinc ion binding; DNA binding; DNA-binding transcription factor activity, RNA polymerase II-specific. The record is from RefSeq and is a predicted model, not a curated record. NCBI's taxonomy places the organism in Eukaryota, Fungi, Ascomycota, Pichiomycetes, Pichiales, Pichiaceae. The transcript has a single exon.
AUGAAUGAGGACCAUAAUUCUUCCUCUCUCAAGUCAGAGGAUAUAGAGUACGAGUCAGAUACCAAUGAUACCCAGAGAAAACGGGGCGCUUUUUCUGGUAGGUUUAGGCGGCCGCGAUCCUCAAGAGCUUGCGAGAUAUGUCACACCCGAAAGGUUCGGUGUGAUGCCACUGUGAGAAUGCCAUGUACGAACUGUGUGACAUUUGGGUGCGAGUGCAAGAUUCAUGAGUUGAAACGGCGUAAACCAUCAAAGGAGAAGUCCGAGAGUGUAAGUGAUGAGAGUGAGGGUGAAACCACGAAGAGAGCAAAGGUAGAGCGCAAUGCCAGAGAGGUCUUUUCCGAUCCAAACAAAACCCUAGAUGAAAAUAUCAAGUCGAUAAUGAGCGCGCGUGAAGUCGCCUUGACAGGACUGUAUCCGGAGCAGUUAGGAAGCGCAAGCAAGUCGUUUUUUGGCCAUUCAGCCUAUAUUAAUGUCCUGUUGGGCCAGGGGAAGACACCUGGCAGUACCCUGGAGCAGUUACCUGAAGUCAGUGGUGAGCUUAAGUUUUCACUGUCGCGUUUAGGCGAAACAGAGCUGACGAUACUGAAGCUCAGAGGCGCCUUUCUACUUCCUGAAGAGUCUCUUUGCUGGGAAAUGAUCGAGAAAUACUUCGAUAACAUUGAUCCCGUUUUGCCAUUGAUCAAUAGAUCAAAGUUCAUGAGGGAAUACAAAGAUUUGAAGAAUCCACCCAGUCUACUGCUUCUACAGACUGUUCUUUUAUGUGGUUCCAAAGCUAUGGACCCUGAGGCUUUUGGUGGUUCUGGAACAGAAACCCUUGAUAAGGUGUCUGCAAUUCUGUAUCAGCGUGCCAAGGCAUUAUAUGAUGCUAAUGUGGAGACGGAGGCUCUCCCAAUAGUGCAGUCACUGCUUAUGUUUGGCUGGUAUUGGGAUGGGGUCGAAGACGUGACAAAGAACGUAUUCUACUGGACCCGUGUUGCGAUCUCUGUCGCCCAAGGCUUUGGUUUCCAGAGAAACAUCCAAUACUCGAAAUACAUAUCAGAAGCUGACAAGAAGGUUUGGAGACGUGUCUGGUGGUCUUUAUUCCUGAGGGAUCGAGGAGUAGCGGUUGGUUUUGGACGACCAGUGGUAAUUGAUCUUGAGGAUUGUGAUGUUCCCAUGGUGACGGAGGAUGAUUUCGAUGAAAGUGAGCCUGGGCUCCCUUCAAAGUACCCAAAGAAUCGAGUCUCCAUUGAUUUUUUCAUCCACUCCGUGAAAUUGGCUGAACUGAUUGGUCUUGUCCUACGCCAACAAUAUUCUGUUCGUGCUGAGGAAACUAGAGGUUUAGGACGGCUCCCAGUUGUCCGUAAUUGUGAUAUGCUCAUGGGCAACUGGCUCGAAAAUCUCCCCCCCUCAUUGCAAUACAUGAUCAACGAUCCCACAAGACAGAACAUGUACAGUGCCAUGAUCAAUGCCCAAUACUACGCUAUUUUGUGUCUGGUACAUCGGUCAAAUAUUAUUAGAAGGACGAAGAUUGUAAUGAGGGCAUCUGAAAGUCCAAAGAACGACCACAUGUCUACACCCGCUGCCAAAACGCUGACCGAUGAAACCCAAGAUGAAUACUAUCCAUCAUGGGGUAUCACAUUCCAGGCUUCUCAUAUGAUAGCCAUCAUUGCCAGAAACCUCUUGAAAUCCGGAAAGAUCAAAUUUUGUUCUGCCGGGAUGGUGUACAAUAUUUUCACUGCUAGUGUGAUUCUCCUUUAUCAUCACCAUAACAAAAACCCCAAGAUCGUUAGGAUUGCAAAAUCUGCUACAAACAUGUGUCUUGAGGCCUUCAGAGAGAUCGCUAAAUACUGGGGCAUUGGCAGGAUUACGCUGAAGAUACUUGAAGUUCUGCUCGCUGAUAGGGAGAAGCAGCAGAGGGUGAUCCGUGACUUAUUAAAGAUGGUGGAGUCACGAGCCAUUUCUGAAAAUGACUACGAUGCGCUGGUUUCUAGUGCCGACGUUAAUGAAGGCUUGAAGAUGAACUCGAGAAGGGAAUCAGAGUCGAAACCUCAGCCUGAAAAUCUUCCAGAGGUGUCUUCUCCAGCGCCGGUGGCCGGUAUCAAAGUACCACAGCCUGGAAAUCGCUCCAGUGCUACGAUAUACGGUAAUCAUCCUUACCAUGAUAAUAUCCCACUUUUCACGCAAAGUGUGUCCGACGGAACCACGCCAUAUUUUGAAAAUUUCAACCCCGUUCAGCUGUUUCCAGAGCUUUCCACUACCGGUCCUGGAGAGCCUGCACCAGCAGCCAUAAACUUGUCCGCCGGAAAGUCUCCGGAUGGAACGUCAAGUAGCACUGGAAAUACCUCCGAUGACGGGAUAACCUCGUUGAUAUUACUGGAUGGUAUCACGUCUAAUUGGACUCCAUCAUUCGAUGUAUCCACGAAUCCAGCCGGUGCGAGGGUCUUUGAUGGGACCCACCAGACGUUCAAGGACCCCAAUAGUACGUCGCCUGAUAAUAGUAUGAGCACUCCCAUUCAAACUUCCAAUGGCGUGGGUUAUGGCGAAGUGGGCCGUCAGGCUUCUGUUGGAGACUUGACUACGCAGGAUAAUGUUCCUAACACGAUGAAUGUCAAGGACUGGUAUGAUUAUUUAUUUUAG